Messenger RNA from Rodentolepis nana, 1245 nucleotides. The record is from the annotation of a GenBank genome assembly. Lineage: Eukaryota; Metazoa; Platyhelminthes; Cestoda; Cyclophyllidea; Hymenolepididae.
AUGGAGAAUGACAAUGAGUUGGAAAAUUCAAAUAAUGGACGGGUUAGCUUAAAGAGGAAAAUGGACGAAGAUGAGGAAGUUGAAAUGGAAUACAAGCCAUCUGAGGAGGAUAUCCGCUUGAUUUUGGCAGCUAGUGAAGACGAUUUGCCUCAGAUCAAAUCUCUCAACGAAUCUGGCAAUGGUGACAUUUGUUUCCAAGAUCCCGGGACUGGUAUGAGUGUCCUAAUGGCCGCUGCGGGAUCAGGUCACAUCGAAAUUGUGAGAUAUCUCCUUGAAAAUGGGGCACCCUGGAAUGCUGUCGAUAGAAAGUAUCGAUGUGCUGGUGACUAUGCAUCCAUGAAUGGCCACCAAGCUAUCGUUGACCUUAUUAUGUCUCAUGCUGUCAUGUCGGAGAUAAUCUUAUCGAUAGCUGAAACUGGGGGACACACAACAAAUCUUCCUAAUCCCAAAGAAGCUGCCGCUAUUAAAGCUGGAAAUCAGGAAUCUACAAAUGAAUCCACUCCAAGUAAACUAAACUCUGCCUACCUAUCCCGUCGCUUGGAGUACAGAGAAGAGGGCGGUUGUUUAGUUGACACUUCAACUCAACUUGCAGUGAUGAUGGAUUGGGAGCGUCCCCUAAUGGCUAUGCAUGCCUCUUGGAUCACAUUUUCAGAUGUUGAACCUUCUCAGCGUCCAGAAAAAAUUCGUACCCUCAAUGUGGGUUUCGGAAUGGGUAUAGUUGAUGAUGAGAUAAUGAAGCAUGCUCCUGAACACCACACCAUAAUCGAGGCACAUCCCCAGGUGUAUGAGAAGAUGGUAGAAACAGGGUGGACCCAGCGAGAUGGUGUUUCUGUCCAUCUGGGUCGGUGGCAGGACGUUAUUCCACGUUUGGAGCAUGAUAUUGCCAGUGGAAAAUUACUUCCUUUUGAUGGAGUUUUCUUUGACACCUAUGCCGAGGAUGAUCAUGAUCUAAAUGAAUUUCACGUCCAUUUGCCAAGAAUUAUGUCCCAACAUCCAAGAGCAAGGUACUCAUAUUACAAUGGAAUGUGUCCGGACAAUGUAUUUUUCCAUGGUGUAGCUUGUGAAACUACUCGACUUCGUUUGGAAAGGCUUGGUUUCAGGUGUGAUUUCAAACCGGUUCCUGUUAAAGACGAAGUCAGUGACGAGAAGACAUGGAAGAAUCUCUCCAGCAGAUAUUGGAACUUCGAUACCUACUUUCUACCACAGGCCUCUCGUUUUCCAAGUGAUUACUUUAAUAAGGAGUGA